AUAACCGCUCAAAGAUGUAAAUUAUACAUUCUCUCACUCCCGACAAUAGAUUGCUAAAAUUAUUUUGAAUUAUAAGUGCAUUAAAAGUGAGACAACUCCUCUUAUUAUCAUAAUCAUUUUGUAAGACUAGACAUUUCGUCAUAUUACUACAUACGGUAUUGCACAUGGUUUGCAUGCGUGUGGCUUGCACCACCGUUACAGGUCGCUGUUACUAAAAAUAACAACGGACUUUCCCCAAGGCAGCCGUUUUGAUUGGUCGAGCUGACGGUGUUUCCCAUGUGACGCGGGCAGUGCACGACAGCUCACUGCGGGACAGUCGGCAAUUGUGGCUUCAUAAAUAAACAAGCUUAACCACUCGCAGACUGCACUUUUAAAGCUAGAUGAUGGAAGUAUAUCAAGAAAUGUGACGGUACAGGUAGAGCAGAGAAGCUGGUUAUGGUUUCUUAGUGUUGUGUGUUUUUCCAGGCGCUUCUGCCCGAGUGACGAGGGUCGGUAACCGCGUGUUACAACGAGAUGAGGUGACCACGUCAGCACAGCAGCUGCUAUGUAGGGGGAAAACAACUUCGUCUUGAACUGGACAAGAAAUAGUCUUUUCACGGUGUUACUGUAUUAAAACGCACUGCCAGAUUCGCAAGAUAAACAAAAAUUGGUGUAGAAGCAGAGGGGAAGAAAAGUUGGUGCAAGAUGGCGAAUCGUCGCCUGGCGAGAGAUGUACAAACCUUGCAAAGGCACGUGCACGCCGAAUUUGAUGGACAAGUUCGGAUCACUGAAGUUGAUGACAACUUGGACUACAUCAGUUUAGACGUGGAGCCUAACAGUGGUCCAUACCAAGGUGCCAGGCUGAACUUUAGGCUGUUCCUGAAGGGUUAUCCUGAAGAUGUCCCACAAGUCGUAUGUCUAAAUCGCAUCUAUCAUCCCAACAUUGAUCCUGUGAUGGAUGGUGAUGAGAAUAAUGGUUACAUUGUUUCCAAUGUUUGUGUGUCACUGCUGGAUGAGUGGACAUCAACAAUGUCCUUGGACCAUGUGAUAAUGGCUGUACUGUUUCUGUUAAAUUACCCCCAGAUGGAUGAUCCCCUCUCACCUCUCAUGGACAGUUCAGUGUCAGAAGAUGAAUUUAAUGAGAAUGUGAGGCGUUCAUUGCGAGGUGAAGAGGUUGAUGGCUACACAUUUCCUUGCCUGCUGGUAGACAAUGCAAAGGGUGAUGAUCACAUUGUUGACAAGCAAGACAACCUAAAAGUCAACACUGAUGACAUACCAGUUUAUAGGAAUGUCAGCAGUAGUAAGUUAGCUAGACUUGUUUCUACAGAGUGCAACACUGGUACACAAACUGAAUGCAUUAGCGAUUUUCCUUAUGAUGAUGGCAAGUUUGAUGAGAUAAAAUAUCCAGAUAAAGACUACAGUAAAAUUUGUGCAUUGGAACGGAUAAAAGGGAAGAUUGAACCACCAGACAAGUGGACAUCUUGCUUUAAAGAGGCACGAAGAUUUCUGGAUUUGUGAAAGGUCUGCUGAUUUUUAUUGGAAACUUCUCUUGAACAAAACAGAACACACAGAUGUGCUACCUUGACAUAGUUUGUCUUCAGUUGACGACUGGCAAAUGCUGGAACAGUAGCUGCUGCUUUGGUUAUUUUAAAGUCAGACAGAUUUCUCUUAUGUAGACCUGCUAACUUGAAGGCAAACCAGAGUGUCUUCUUUGAUCAUGGAAUCUUAGCCAUUCUCAAAUCCAUAUGUACACUUGUAAACACAGUACCCUCUCACUCUCUAAAGCUGCAGAAGCAGAUUCACUUGGUUCAGUCAAUGGUUAGUGAUACAGAUUAACAGGUGCAAUAAACAUUAAUUUAUGUGAUGCAUUUUAUUUUUGAAUCUUUAGUAUUUUUCAGCACAUAUACCUUGCUUCAGGGAAAAAUAUUGAUUUAUAUACUGAGGAGAGUAAUGUGAUAUUGCAACAUUCUGAAGUACUUAAGUUUUAAGUAAGGUGUUUGUUUUUAACAUCUGCUGGUCAGUAUGCUUUGUAUGCAAGAUAAUGCAGUAUUUAUUGAUCACCGAUCGCAUUCAUUCUCUGAAUUUUGCUGUUUUAAAAGGCAGAGUAUUUUCCCCUUGCAUCACAACAAAACUGAAGCUCCUUUGACAAGUAACAUUAUGAGACUACUUGUAUUUUUUUUUUUACAUCUGUGUUAUUGACUGCAAUUAUCAAAGAAAAUCCACACUUUUUUGUGUUUGAUAACUUUCAUUUUGCAUUAUGAAAUGGGCAGAGCAAAUACACCUGAUUUCUUUGGCAGAUCAAUAUGCUCACCUGAUCAAGCUUAUCUCAACGUUGGCAGUUUAGGGAGCUUGCCAGCCUUAAACAGUAUGUUUUGUGACAAUUGAUCUGGGUGUUUGAGAAAUUCUUCUUAAUUAUUUUCAUGCUUUUGGUUGCAGCCCUUUACUCGAGGAGUAACAAGGACUAAACUAUUUUCAUGGUUAACCUUUCCAUUUUCCCAUAACGGCCUGGUUGGGUAUGCGUGUUCCUCGUUUGUUUUUAAUUACAUGAAAACAUUUCUUUGCUCUUGAAACAUGAAAAGUGCUGUUUUGUAUGCAAAAGGUCUGAAGUUAUUCCCACAUUAAGCAUGGGACACACCUCAUCAAAACCAAAAGCUACUUGAGUACGAACAGUGAAUAUACACAUUUUUAGUAUAAAGUACAAGGCUGUGCAGGGAAAAGGAAGAUCAGCACCUAUUUUAUGCCUGCUUCCAGUUUUGAGGUUUAGCAUUAUAAUCUGUUGAUUGCUGUGAUUUUUUUCCCUUGGGUAAGGGAGUAAGUUUUGUCCUAUCUCUCCAUGCAAGAAUUGUAGAUUGAAUGAGAAAGAAAAUUGCAGUUUUAGGUUGUGGCUAAUUUCUAGUUGUCUGGAGAAAAAAAAAAACUGCAAACAGCUUCGGUGUCACAGCCUCCAAGAAUUAGGAAGACAUGAUCGUCAAACUACUGGAUAGUUACAGAACUUUCUGAAGCAAUCAUGCAUUCCUUAUAACUUGUAUCCAUUCAACAUCUUGAAAACAAAUUUAAAGAUCUUAGGGAAGAAAAAGUGACAGCUGGGUUUAUGUCCAUAAGUAGCCAUGACACUAACAAUCCUCACUUUGAGGCAUCACUUUUUUUUCCUUUUAAUUCUGAGGCUUAGAGAUUUGUUUUUUGUAUUAUACUGUCCUAACCUUAUGUAACAUUACCUUCUUUCGUCGUGAUAUGGCCUUUGUUGCUGGCACAGGGUAAAACACUAACAGACAUUUGUGUUGCAUUGUAUGCGUGAAUAAAGCUGACAGUGGUUCUAAUAAAAUCGGAUGUUAAAAUUGCAAAAAUCAUAUUUUGUUUUAAAGUAUAUUUGCUUGGUUAUGGCGUGUAUGCAUUUUGUAUAUGUCUUAAGUGUUCUGUAUCUAUUUCUUGAACUAUCCUGACAUUGAUUAAACCAGACUAGCUCAGAAAAA
Pomacea canaliculata is the source of this 3449-nucleotide messenger RNA. RefSeq names its product NEDD8-conjugating enzyme UBC12-like. NCBI's taxonomy places the organism in Eukaryota, Metazoa, Mollusca, Gastropoda, Architaenioglossa, Ampullariidae. The record is from RefSeq and is a predicted model, not a curated record. Gene Ontology annotation, biological process: protein neddylation. The transcript is spliced from 2 exons. Gene Ontology annotation, cellular component: nucleus. Gene Ontology annotation, molecular function: NEDD8 transferase activity. The coding region runs from base 685 to 1497 and encodes 270 amino acids.